Messenger RNA from Salvia hispanica, 1016 nucleotides. RefSeq names its product putative cytochrome c oxidase subunit 5b-like. NCBI's taxonomy places the organism in Eukaryota, Viridiplantae, Streptophyta, Magnoliopsida, Lamiales, Lamiaceae. Gene Ontology annotation, biological process: mitochondrial electron transport, cytochrome c to oxygen. The record is from RefSeq and is a predicted model, not a curated record. Gene Ontology annotation, cellular component: respiratory chain complex IV; mitochondrial envelope.
AGAAAAAGAAAAUAGUAUUCUCUCUCUACAGUUGCUAAACAAAGCUACCCUACUCGGCCAAAGUGCCAUCUCCAUCCCAUUCGAUUCUACUGUCGUCUCCCUUGGAGAAAUCAGAGAGAGUGAUUCGAUCUUGUUGUUGUUGAUCCAACGGCCGCCUUUCAAUACCACAUUCCAACCAGAAUCAUGUGGAGAAGGCUCGCGAUUCAGCUACGAUCGCUCGAACCAGGCCGAUUCGCAUCCAGGCCUGUCCGAUGCGCCGCCGCGUCUUCGGCCGCUCCAAGGAAUUUCCUCCGACCAUCCGCCGCCUCCUAUCGACAUUUCUCUGCAUCUGGGAAUGCUUCUGCAUUGAGAGUGGAAGAUGUUGUGCCCAUCGCUACUGGUCACGAGCGAGAGGAGUUGGAAGCUGAGCUUCAAGGAAAGGACAUUCUCGAAAUCAACCACCCCUCGGGUCCCUUUGGAACGAAGGAAGCCCCUGCCGUGAUUAAGUCUUAUUACGGCAAAAGAAUUGUGGGAUGCCCUGGUGGCGAAGGCGAGGAUGAGCAUGAUGUUGUUUGGUUUUGGCUAGAGAAGGGCAAGCCGCAUGAAUGCCCAGUAUGCUCACAGUAUUUUACGUUGGAAGUGGUGGGCCCGGGUGGACCUCCUGAUGGACAUGGAGACGAAGAUGAUCACGAUCACCACCACUGAAGAUAGUCGGCAUAUUUGCUGCCAGAAUAAGAUCUGGUGACAGGAUGAGGAGUUUUGUAAUAUUCUUCAGGUUUUGAAGCUCAUUGGUUUUCGAAACGAACUGCUUUCACUAUGGCCUUGUUGCUUUGGCAACAAUUGAACCUAUUUCUCCUCACCUUUUUUUUUGGGAUAUAAAACAUGGGAAGGUGAUCCAUAUAAAUUAUGGAUUUCAAACCAUUGAGGAUACAAUAAUUGCUGACAACAUUUAGUUCAAUGUAGUUACAUUUUGUUGUUCUGCUAUUGUGCAGAACUUUCAGAUGGAUUGCAAAAAUAUUUUGGCAAAUUUGUUUUUA